AGAGAAGCUGCUGCUCUGUUCAGAAAAUGGCCGACAGAUUUUCUAGGUUCAACGAAGAACGUGAUUUCAAGGGUGGGAAUCACUUCGACCAGUAUGAAGAGGGCCAGUUGGAGCUGGAACAGGCGUCCCUGGACAAGCCCAUCGAAUCGGUAAGGCAUCGUACAUCAUCUCGCACCAUUGGACCAGCUGUGAGAGUGGAUGAUUGUUCCAGGGAGGAAUAAGAACCACACCUUUUUACUCCAUUCAUUAUGUCCAUGUAGAUACAUCCAGUGUUUUCUUGAACACACUUGCCACCUAACCUGUAGAAUCACUUGUCUCGUGUCCAUUAAUACCCUUUUAGUCCCUGCCAUUUCCCAUGUCCUCUGCCUACUCCAUUUUCUGUGUGACAGUUAAAAUGAUUAUGUAUAUGCUAGAUCUUCUUGUUUUAUGUAAAGCUUACAGAUAAUCAUUUGAAUUUUGUAUCAGUCUCCCAUUAGUCAUUGUUAGUCAUCUUAGCACAAUGAGAGGAGAUGACUCUGAAAGCAUGGAGUGGAUAAAGCACUGUCAUUAAAGGCUGUUUUCUAAAUAUUCUAGCUGUUCAUCCAUUUUAAACGACAAGAUUCUGUUCUGCAUACUGGAUAUAGUUGCUUUGAGGAAAGUUGCUGUACAGAGCCCUGUAGUUUUGUUAUAUUUGUAUUGGUGAUUUACCUGUUUAACCACUCUGAUUUAUGGAUUCACGGAUUUAAAAUAUUCAGCGGGGUGUUAUCAUAAAUGAAACCCUGUUAAACAAGAAUAUGCACAUGGUGCAGGACAGAUUUGGAUUUAAAAACAGCCCGAUUAGGUAGAGUUUACAUUAUAUAUCUGAUUAUUUUGCAGUGACUCAAAUUUUUCUGUUAAUUAAAAGUGGGCAGUGCUUAUUCCACUCCAAUUAGCAAACGAUAAAGUGCACAUAAGAUGGUGUGAAUGGCUACAUUUGUUUUUGAAUGAGUGUGUGUCUAUGUAGUUUUAGAGUUUGUGUUAGUGUUUGUGUCUAUAGGACAGUUAUCUUAUUGUACACAACUUGGGGUGUUCGACAUUUCUCUCCUGCAGCGAAUUGGCCCCUAUUAGCUAAGCAGCAAUGACCCGGUUUGUAUUUGCACGCUCUGCUUUCUUACUCCUAUCUUUAGGGUCCUUGUAACGCUUCUCUGACUGUCUUUUUCUCUCUCUCUGUUUCACUACUGUCACAAUCUACAUCUAUUUUCUCUCUACCUCUAUUUCUCUCUCGCUCCCUCCCUAUUACACAGUGAUUCGGUGUACAGUACCCUCUGUCAUUCUGUGCUGGCAUGGUGCUUGUGCAACUGGGACUGCAUUUUUCGCUGAAGAGGCACAAAGAUAAUAGUGCAGGCAGCUCUCUUGUUUCUGUCUUUCCCACUCUCUCCAUCCCCCUGUUUCUGAAGCACUGUGGUGAGCAGGCCCAAACUCCUCUUACCUACAGUGUCGAGUCACCUCUCAACAUUAUGGAUGUGCUUAAUAAGCCAUUCGGAUAGGAUAAGCAACCAGGUAUAGAUCAAAAGAAUAGUGUAGUUGUUUUUACAAUCUAAAAUGAAUGCAUUGAACAUUGAUGUAAUAUCCAUGCACAUUUUUGACAGAUUCCUUAAUCAGUCGUCAGCCAUGUUAAUGAUCAAUAAUCGAUAAAUAAUUAAAAGCCUAUCAAAUUUAAAAAACAUGUUUUUCCUCAAUGAGAGCUAUAUUUAAGCAAUUGGCAUGGCUGUUUUGUAGCAUAAGUAAAUUGGAUAUUUGAAUUGUGAAUAAACGCAAUUAAAUUGAAAAUAAAAAGAUACAACUGAAAUAAUAGCUUGCUAAAAAACACUAUUUUAUUAAGGACAUAUAUUAUAUGAGACUAAAACAUUCAGAGCACUUCUAUCAAUAGCAAAAAUCUAUAAUGUUUAUAUUGUUGAAAAGAGCUGUAGGCUACAAAUGAACAUUACCAAUCCUGUUGAGUUUUUAAGCAGCAGCAAAAUCCAGUCGUCAUGGUGAUAGUCAUAUGUCCUGCUUGUUAUUAUUUCUCACACAAUGAUCCUAUUUGUAGCCUGAACAUGUGUUUUCCAUAGCUAGAACCAAGAAUAUAAAAAGUGUAUAUCCUGGUUGAGUAUUUCAGGCACACAAGCAUCCCACUGUGUGUGGGUGGUGGAGGGUGAGAAAAGAAAGGGAGAGAUGUGGCCUGCUCACCUGGCUUGAGUAGCUCUUUUGCUCCUGCGCUAUUAUUUGAGGAGGGGCGCUGAGGGCUGCGCUGCAGCAUCACACAGCUCUUCACACAUCAGUGGAAAAAUCUGAGUUGCUGUCACUUUGUCACCAAUAGUAAUAGACACCUUGCAUAUUCUCUUUGGAAAGUGCAUGCCCAAAGAAGAAGGUGGCAGACUUUUUAUCCACAGGCAAGUAAACAUGAAAGUUUGCCACCAAGCAAAUCAUUUAAUCCUAAAGAAUAUUUUAGAAGAUUUGGUGACAUCUGGUGCGUUUUUCAUAAUGACGUAAUUCCUGUUUCAAAGGCAACAUGUACAUCCUACAACAUACUAGUCAAGUGCCUCACAGCCGACGAGGAGAAAUGUAUCUACACCUGCUCAGCCUAAAAAAAGACAUCCAGGUAUGAUUUACGGUGCACUUAGAGGGAUAACUAAAACGUUACAUUAAAUGUUAAAACACAUAGACUGACACACAGUAUGUGACCAUGUUGUUAGGUACACUACACAGGCCUUCGUAGUGCAAACCUUUGGCAGUUGGCCACAAGUGUUACAUCUGAGAUCUGUUAGUGAAUGCUUCGGCCUAGCUUCUCAGCGCUCCUCCCCUGCCACUUGUUGUGUGUGAUCUAUAGGCAGCUAGAGGUCUGUGGUACUUUAUUGGGAUCUUUUUACUCUUUCUGUCUUUCCCCUUUUGGUCUUUGAUCUUUCUCUCUAACAUUGUUUUUGCAUUGCAUGUGUUAACUUGGUAGCAUUCAGUACUAUUUUAUCUCAACACUCUGUCCUAAUCACUACUACAAUUUUCCUCCCAGACUCAUCCCUUCCACGUCCUCUGCCCCUUCCAAUCCCUCCAACCUACCCCCUCCCCUUCCUGACCCUGUCCAAGAGCGAUAUGCAGCGGGCAGCCUCAGAGCCACAGAAACCACACAUACAUACCAGAAAUCAAAGAAACUCAUGUACCACAGGAAGAGUUGUUUUAGUAAAACGUUUGUGUAUUUCUUUUCAUCCAAGUUGUAGUCAUUACUAAUCAUCUCUUACUCAAAUUACGUCAAAUUAAGUGCCACAGAUGGGGGACAUUUUAGGUAUUAGUGUAUCAGAUGUUACGGAGAGUGUAUAGCCUUUUGCAUUAUAGCCAGACAUGAUUUGACACAGCUGUUUAUAACUGUUGACUUCUCACCUUAGGUGGGAAGAGGAACACAAGGAAAGGGUCAGACACACUCCUUUUUAAUAUCCUGACCCACAUUUUUUUUCCAACACUGAAAUCUCUCUAUUUUGCACCAGUCAAUCCAAUGAACAGCAGGGGUGAUGGGUUCAAAGUAAUUGCUGAGGCCCUCCAAAUGUUCUUUUUAAAGUCAGUGAUGGAGUAAGAGUGGAGAAAAACAAUAAAAAAAAAAAAAACACUUCAAACUCAAUGGGUGUUACAGUGUCUGUUUAAAGAUGUUGGAGACCCCUUUUAACUUUGGCCUUCAGUGUUUUUAACUUAACUACACUUUGAUAAACUUCCAGUUGAUGAAUUGGGCCUUCAGAAUUAUGAGGUAAGUAUGUAUUUUUAAAUAAUACUUAAACAUUUAUAUUAAUUGGACUCUGAUUCUGUCAUUUUCCCCCUUCACUUAGUUAAGGAAAUCUUUAAUCCCCUCACCUUUCAAUCUGACACAUCCACACCACCAUUUACUGGGAAGCAGGAGCCUUCUGUUUUAAGUGUUUGGCUUUUGACGACAGACAGUUUUUUUUCUAUUUAGUCACACCUGCAAUAGCUGAGACUGACCAGGAAUGUACAGAGCACCUUACACAAGGGAGCUGCAAGAGUUUAUGAGAAGCCACAGACAGCAGGCCCUGUCCUCCACCAACGCUUGCCAAAAGAACUCAGGGAAACACGGCAGAGUAUGAUGAGUUACUGCAGCAGCCCACUUUUUGCAAGACAGAUCCUUAAGGAGCCUGUCUGUUGUUGUUGUUUUUUUCAGAAUGUGUGAAAAUCUCAUAUGUUUUUGAGAGUGGUCAACCAAAGAAAAUUAAGUUUAAAUUUAGUCACUUCUGUGGAUUGUUAUGCCUUUUUCAUGUUACAUCCUCCUAGGUAAUCUGAACAGGAGCAAUUUAUUUUACCCAGACAGGGACACACAAACACAACCAUACUGUACACGCAUAAAUGGCUGCAUAGACUGAAGCAAUAUGAUUCCUAAAUACUCUGAGGUCUCUAGGUGGGGUCCCCUGCAUAUCACUUCCCUUACCCAUCUCUUUUGCCAUGCACUGUGCCAAUGAUGGCACAGUGCACAGUUUUAAAAACACCCCCUAUUGUAGAUCUCUUUUGUUUGGAUAACAUUUUUCUAUUUUUCUCUCUCCUGUAUUAACAGUCAGUUAUUGGAUUUAUUGACAUGCCUACCUUUUCUGUUUGUAUAAAGUAUUAUGUUUGUUUAAAAACAGAGAGAGAUUUGCAUUUUUAAGACCUUAGAGAAGCAAGAAGAAUUGCAGUUGAAAGCGUUUGGCUGGUUUCUUACGUUGUGUCACGUGUGACUGUUUUUUUGACAGCCCAGUAUUUUAAAGCCAGGUUCGUAUGGAAAUGCCUUCACUCCACUUGCACUGCUGUUGGACUCGCCGUCGUUGCUUUCAUCCGUCUGUCUGUCUAUUCUUUUGGUGCACUCAUCUGUUGUUCAACACGCAGUCUGCACCUCAUCUCAGCCCUUUAACCUUUGCUGAGCCCAUUUUGAAAUAAUAUCUUUAUUAGUGUCAGCAGUUGCAACUGGUGCCUCAUCCAACCUGCCCUUCUUUUUAAUAUUGCUUUAAUCUCACUAAGAUAAAAAUAAAAUUUUAAAUCGUAAGCUUUGUAAGAGGAAACAUGUAGGGCUUAUGUUCUUUAAGCUUUCAGAUAAUUUCAUUAUACAGCCCUUGGUCAGACUUUGCUGACUUUUGUGAUGAAAAAUAAACGAAUCAGCUAACAGGAAUUAUGUAGAGGCUGAGCAAGAGUAUUUCUCAGGCGCCUAGUUCAGGGUGCAUAUUAAUUUCCUCCUUUCUCCAAGCCAAGUCAAUAUAAAUGUUCAUGUGUAGAGUGUUGCACCAUAAUACUGCAGUAAGGGACAGAAGUAUAUCCAGUGAUGGUGGGAGGGGAGGCGUUCACUGCAGCAAAUUCUGCAGUGUUUUCCUACAAAAUGGAGCAGGGACAUGUUAUACAAAGUGAUAGCAUGUUAAUAUAGCAUUUAAUGUCCCAGUUAUGAGUUGAUACAGGCAGGCCAUCUUCUUGCAACCAUGAGAGGCCUAGCACGGAUUCCUUUUUUAUCUCAACGGAAACAGGAAGGGAAGUAGUUUAGCCACUCACUUGGGAGGCAAACAUCAGCCAGAUGUUUUAGAUUUAUUUAUCCUAGUCUUCAUGAUGGUAGAAUUUUUAAAACUAACAAACUUUAAUUCUUCCAGAAAAAUAGGGCAAAGGAAGGCAACAGUUUGCUCUGAAAUACCAACAGUGGUUGACAAAAAGGUUACGCCAAAUGAGACCUUGUGGGCGGAGAUGCAGUGUGUGCUGUGUGUUUGACUACCACUCCCCUUCACAUGCACUAAUCUAUUCAAGCCCAGCUCACCUCCACCACCCCAGAAACUCACCUACACCAUGGCUCAGCCUGCUCUGUUCUGCCCCCCCGUCUUGAACCUCCUCUUUUGUCAAAGAGAACUAAUUGAGCCCUGUUGGGCCAUCACCUUCCUCUCUGUGCCUGAUCCACCCAAGACUAACACAGUUGGAGUUUUGUUAACCCGCCCUCCACCCCACUGCCCCACCCCUUUUGUAUGUGUACCAUUCACAGUGCGCUACUAACACCGACGAUCCUUUUUGUUAAAACUCUUUAACAAAAAGCUGCAUGCUGUUUUGUUCCAACCCCUUCACUUUCUGUUUGUGAAAGUUGAUGUCAAUCUCUUUGUGAUUAUAAAUAUCCUUUUUGUUUGGUUUGUAUGUUCUUUUGGUAGAAUGCAGCACUCUGGUGAAUGUUAGACAAGCUUGGAAUAGUUAUAAUCACAACAGAAAAACACUCAGAAAUCUCAUUGUUCCUGUUUAUUUGUGCUUGAGGAUGUACUGUAGUGUGUAGUGGUGGGAGAGUUUUGCAUUUCACUUAAUGUUUUUGUUUUCUUGCUGACCCAUACUAGUGAUAUAAAUGUCUCAGACAUGCACAUUUGGCCCCAGAGUGUGCUAUGAAUUUCUGUUGUGUAUGUUCUCACACAACUCUCUUGCCUCUUUGAUUCAUAAUCAGUUUGCCUCAUCUUGUCCACAUGUGCAGUGUUUGUAUAUAUUGCCAUAGCAACCAUUAGUAUUAAAAGAAAAUCAGAAAAUUAAUACUUUAAAGCGGAUUACGUCACUGCAGUUAUUUUAUCUUAUGCUAGCUAAAAAGUACUUUGCAGUUUGGUAAAGUCUGCCAAGUAUGUUUUUUUUUUUUUUCUUUUUUUUUUUAAAUGAUAUAUGAAUUGUAAUAUCUAUGAAUGAACAAAUUAGAGGCAUACAUUUGUAUAUAAUGGUUUAAAAUUGUUCACAUGGUUGGGAUCAGAGUCAGACCAUUGAUAACAGACUAGAGAUGCUGAAGGUGUUCAAAAACAUGCACAAUAGCUAUUUCUAGUAUAUCUAAUGGGGCUACAUGCACACAAUGUCUCCCUCUCUUCACCUGCACACCCACAUAUCCCUGUGCAUAUUCUGUCCACCCUGGGCCUUGUAAUGGUAAUCCAAGGCCCCCUAGCUCCACUUCUGUCUCUUCCUCUUGCUAUAUUUUUUGUGACAGCUGCAUAUGUUUCAUGAUGCUCCCCUUGUCAUGGUUACGAAAUCACAGCAAGCUUGGACAUUCUGGUCUUUGUUUUGUUAAUGCAAGAUUUCCAUACCUGUUCUGUGUCACUUUUUUGUGUACUAAGAUCUUGCUCUGUGGUGGUUCAUAUAUGUAUGCGUGUGUGAUACAUAUAUUGCCCCCUCCUUCCUCCCACUCCUCUUAACUUCUCAGUUAGUGGAUGUGACUUGAUGUGUUAUCUUUAUCAUCCAAAAAAAGGUAGAAAUGCUCAUACCCAAUUUCUUUGCCUUAGAAACUGCACUCCUACUGUAGAGGGUAUCCUGUAGUUUACAGGCUACACAUAGCCUGAUGUAUUAAUCAUAGUGGAAAACCUACCCUUUCUCUCAGUCUCCCACUCUCUAUCCCCCAACCCCCCUUACCACUCCUUGUGCUGGAAGACACUGAUAGUACACGCUGUAGGUGAUGUGGAUGACGAUAAUAAUGGUGGUGGUGGUUGUGCUGAUGAUGAUAGCGUGAUCUGAGUGUUUUAUUUUGUUUUUGUUUGUUUGUUUGUUUGUUUUUUGUUUGUUUGUUUUGUUUGUUUCUGACCAGUACCCAACGGGAAAAAGCUUCUCUUAUUAUUGGAAUAUUUUUGGUUUUUUUCUCCUCUGUUCUCUCUGCUAGGAUAACAUCGGGCACCGGCUGCUUCAGAAACAUGGCUGGAAGUUGGGGCAAGGUCUUGGCAAAACCAUGCAGGGUAAGGUUUGUUGGAUUCCCUCUGUAUGUCAGUAUGUGUGUGUGGGUGUGUUUUCUUUCUCCCACUCUGAGGUUGACCUCAAUGUAACACCCCUUUUACAGUGUACCGUAGGCUAAUGGCCUCUGUCAGCUUCCUCCUCUUUGCUUCAUAAUCACUAAACCUUUAUUUCAAUCUGCACAAAGAGUAAAGCGCUUCUAUUUGAACAAAGAACAAAAGUCCAUUUUAAAUCAAGGUAGAUUUAGAAAGCCAUGAUUCCAUCACACCCCUUAGAAUCAUCAUCUCCACGAUGUUAGAUUUUUUUUCUUUUUCUUCUUUGAGUUUCCGUUGCUGCUGUCGGGUAUCUGAUUGGCUGUAAUUACGGCUCAGACUUUGAAUGGCUUGCAGAGUAGCGAGUUUUCCCCCCUCUGCUUGUUUGCCUGUUUCUACCUCCAAACCUGUGAAACUUGUGUGUGUGGUCAUCGUGUGGGACUGAGAUGUGUAUGUGUCUGUUACUGACCGGGCCAUAGAGUCAACUUACAGGGAAUGUCUCACCACCCUUCUACACCUCGAAUGUCCGUCUGUCCCCAUGGUUACACGCACCCGUCCUCCCCCUGUUUCUUCGCCCCUCCUGCACAGCAUGAUUGUCCCAGAGGUGCACUCCUGCUUGCCUCAAACUGUCCCACUCACCUGGGGCUUUAAGCAGUGUUGGAGGUAACACACUGAACUACUACUUUCGCAUAAAGAAGUGAAAUGUUACACUCCCGACGGGUGCACAGUUCAAAUUUUGUAAGUCUACUUUGGUAAAACUGCUGCGACAUAGCAAUGCAGACUCCACUCUAAGCACUGCUCAAAGCCUUGCCGGCUCUUUCCUCAGGUAUUUUUUAUGUGUCAUGUGUUCACUCGUUCUGGGGUUAAGCACAUCCCAAAACAAGCUUGCUCGCUGAUGGCUAGCGAGGAAAUGAAAAAAUCUCAGGGAGAUUUGCUAACUGGGCUGACAAGUGUCUGCGAGGCAAAAAGCUCAAAGGGGGGAAAUGGUGAUCGUCCCUAGAGGCAUCUAUCAUCUCAGACCAGAUAUUUGACCAUGUUUUUUUUUUUAUAAGGCACAAACAUUUCCCUGUAUCAGACACUCCAAAAGUAGAUGUUACUUUUGCUUCACAACUUUAUUUUUUUUUCCUUUACCUGUCGGACUUAAAAUGCUAUCAGACUCAGCUGUUUUUGAAUUAUUCCCUCACCUAUUACAGCUCCUUCAAAACUACUUCUGAUGGCCUUUCUAAUUUAUUUUCAGUGAAGGUAAAAAAUUAAGGUUUUUACUGAUGCAGGGAUACAGGACUUACUUUAUAAGGGGUGGUAGUUUGGUACCUUUGGGACAUAUUCUGGUUGAGAUUGCAAGAUGACACCAGGCUAGUGGCCUGGGGACUUGGACGAGUGGUUGGGAGAGUGGUGAGAGGAAAUCCCUGUAAGCACCUAGCCCUGAGUGAAGGGAUGAUUUGGGGGGGUGGACACACUGAAGCUCCUCUGGUAAUAAACCCCCCCCUAAACCCCACAACCACACUCCUAACCCCACAAUCCCUUCUCUGUGUGCCUCAAUCUUCCUGCUUAACCAAUUGGUGUUUCUUUUUUACAGCGAUUUGAUCCUGCCCAUGUUGUGCUGAUGGUAAACUUAGUGGUAAAUGUUAUUUUAUCCCCCAAUCGAAUUGUUUUAUUUAUUUUGUUUUAAUUUCUCCCAUUUGUUUUCCUCUCAUCAGAGCACCAAUGCUACAUAGGCUUUCAAUUCUCUCUAUUAGUCCUCAUUCUGCUGCUUGUAUAUUAUCAUGCAUAUGUAUUACUCUUAGAACAUUGUCAUUUCGUUUGUUUUCAGUUUUUUUUUUUUUUUUUUUUAAACCUUGUGAUUCACACCCUGUGAUUUAGAUGCACAUUGUUUUUGUCUAGUCCCUUUAUUUUCCACUUGAAUGGGUAAUGUGGAAGUAUUGUCACUGUGUUUAAAGAUUGGUGAUAGUUUGGGAUGACUGUAAUUGUUCAUUAAUCUUUAAUUCUAGGCCUGGCUUAUGACUCCAUUCAGACAGACCACUGCAGUGGCUGACGAACAGACCAACCACUUUUUUGGAGUGAACACACUUCUAUCAACAGAUAGUCUUGUGAUCUAGAUAUCACAUAAUCAGUCCUCUCCUCACUUCCUCACUGGAAGAAGGCUUCCACAAUUAUGCAAUCAGAGUAAGGUUUUCAGCUAAACACCCACCCAGACACUGCAGUGGGACUGAGAGUCUAGGCAGGCCAUUAUAUGUUACAAUGCUCAUGCAUCUAUGAUUUCAGAAUUAAUGUCAUUGGGCUGUGAUGACUAAAUUAUCCAAGGAAAGCACAGAUAUUAACAUUAAAUCAUGUUCCUACCUUCCUACCUCUGUCCAGGAAAGUAAGAAUGUGCCAGGAAAUGGCUCCAUUUAAAGUAAUAAAUUCAUAGUUUAAUGCAGUAGUAUUUAGUACAUUAUAUCUUUGGGCUCUUUUUGGCUCAAAGUAUUACUUUGGUAAGCCAGUGGGAAACCUGGUAUUGACCUUCUGGUUUUUCUAUGUAAUGGAGAAAACCCUUAAUUUUGAGUCAAAUUUGUAGAAAUUGAAACCACUGGCCCUACUUUGCACAGGUGUCCCAGCAAUUCAACUUUUGUGGUACACUUGCAAGCCCAAUGCUUGUAGGUAUCCCAUAUGCCCAAUGGUAUACAUAGUAAAUCAAUUAAUGCAAAAAACUAACUUGAAUAUGUAGGAGGAAAAAAACUGAAACCAAACUGAAUUGAUAAUCACUAUCAGUAAGAUCGAUUAUUGUAUCUGGCUGGCAACAGGAGCAGCAGAACUAGUCCAAAUUCUUUUUAUGCCUUUUGUUUUGAGAUUCCCCUGUCUGUCUGUCCUCCCCUUCCUUCUUCCCCCUACCCAUACCCAUGUUUUACCAGGUAAGUAUCCCCAUCCCUUGCACUGUCACCAUGGCGAUACCUGGCCUGUGACGUCACUCUGCUGUAGUUCAGUGCUUGUGUCCUUUUUUAAUUUUACUGUCUUUCUCUCUGCUUUGUUUGGCUGAUUAUAAGUGGAUUAAGCAAUUCUGUGUCAAUCUCCAAAGUAGUUUUGAUUUUUAUAUAUUUUAUAUCUUUAAUGUUUCAUUCUGUUUUUUGGUUGUCUUUGGUUUGUUUAUUUUUCUACAGUUAAUUUCCUUCCGAUCUAGCUCUUUUCACAGCUUUCAUAACGUAGCUUAAGUAGACAGAUGAAAGAAAUAAUCUUUCAGCUCUAGUCAUGAUGCGAAAGGGGGCCUGUGACAAGGGAACAAAUUUGGACUUUAGUACAAUAGACGGGGCUUGCAAGGGUCAACCGGCCUGCAGACAGUUUAGAAAGAGAUGAUGCAAUAGGCCUUAGAUAAUAUUGGGAGGCUUUGUUCUCCUCAUGGAGGAUGUCGCAGUGGCGCACAGUAAGCAAUGGCAGCAGCUGCACAGACCUGUUGCAACUCCCUUCUCUCUCUCUCACUCACUCACUCACACACUCGCUCGCUCGCUCACUCACACACUCACACACACACACACACACACACACACACACACACACAAAAACCAAACAGUCCCUCAAGCUGUAGCGUCCUUGAUAAACUUGGCAAUCUGGUUUAACAGGACUGCAGCAAUGAGCGGGUGGAGGAGGGGUGGUGGGUUGCACAACAACACUGGAAAGAUAUGGAAAUAGAUUGCCUUAAGGCUGACAGGCUUGUUUCUAGUGAGCUUUAUCUUUCCAGUAAGACAUAUUGCUGAACAACCCUGUUGCCCUGACUUCAUUCAAAACAAUGAUUGCAGUUAAUUUGACUCAUUUAAAAUGCGAACCAACAGCUAGGCCAAAUGUAAGGGAAGUUAGAUAAAUAAUCUAUACUUGGUGGCUGCAGUAAGCUGUGAGAAUGGCUGAUGUUUGGUUCACUGUAGCUUUCUGGUCUCUUUGCACUUUAAGGCAAAAUUCUCUAACCCCAGCACCCUAUGCUCUAAAAGCAGGCUGUCUCCGAGCUGGCCCUCCAUCUUAGUUUCAAAAACUCACCUAGUCCUCUCUCUGUCUCUUUUCCCUCAGGACGCACCGACCCUGUGCCAAUCAUCCUCAAAUAUGAUGUCAUGGGGAUGGGACGGAUGGAGAUGGAGCUGGACUAUGCAGAGGACGCCACAGAGAAGAGAAGAGUGCUCGAAGUGGAGAAGGAGGACACAGAAGAACUGCGACAAAAAUACAAGGACCAGGUGGAAAAGGAGAAAGCCAUUGCAAAGGCUCUGGAAGACCUGAGAGCCAAUUUCUAUUGUGAGCUAUGUGACAAACAGUACACCAAACACCAGGAAUUUGACAACCACAUUAACUCUUACGACCACGCUCACAAGCAGAGGCUUAAGGAGCUGAAGCAGAGAGAGUUUGCUCGUAAUGUGUCAUCCCGUUCCCGGAAAGGUGGAAAAAAGCAAGAAAAGAUGCUGCGCCGAUUGCAUGAGCUGGCUGAGCAGAGGAAACAACAGGACCGUACUCCAGGAAGUGGGCCCAUGUUCAAAACUACCACAGUGUCUGUGGAUGGAGAGAAGUCGGAUGAUGGCGACAUGACACCUGAAAACACUGCCUUGGCAGACUGUGUCAUGGAUGGAUCUCCGGCAGAUAAAACUGGGGAAGCCUCCCCGAAGCCAGGUCCACUUGUCAGCUUCUCUCUGGGGAAGAACAGCUCCUCAUCCCCAACCCCUAGUGGCGCAUCCAAAGUCAGCGUGUCCUUCUCUUUUGCCAAGAAAGCCCCAGUAAAGCUGGAGACAGCAGCGGCAGUGUUUGCUGAUCAUGGAGAGGAGGCUAUGGAGGAAGAAGAGACCCAGGAGGGAGAGAAGGCUGGAGGGCAAGAGGAGACAUCUGGCAGCAGCACAGACAGCUCUAAGGGAGGUGAAGGAGGAGGUGAAGGAGGAGAAAACGCUAGUGUGGCAACGACAGAAGAGGUGCAGCAGCCUGAUGAUGGAGCCUCUCUAGCCUCUACUCUCAACAAACUGAAGAUGAUGAUGAAAAAAGAGGAAGGAUAUGCUGGACAGGAGCCUCAGUACUACCACUAUAUACCUCCAGCUCACUGCAGGGUAAAGCCUCACUUCCAGUUUUUGCUGUUUAUGAAGGCCACUGAUCAGUGUCUGGGCAAAGAAGACGACGAGGAAGAGGGGCAGGAGGAGAAAGUUGAAGAUAGUUCUGAACAGACAGAGCCUGACGUUGUAGAGUGCAAGACUGAAAAAGGACAAGAUAAUGUCACUUUAUCCCCUGACCCAGAGCCAACUCCUCCAUCGCCUAAAAUGAAGACGGAGGAUGUGUCUUCAUUUGCAGCAGAUACAGCUGCCAUGGUUCCCACCUCCCCUCCACAAAAUGCAGAAAGCACAACAACACAGGACACUCUGGAUUCCAACUUGGGUCCUAAAAUCCCCACAGGUCCCUUCUUUCCAGUUCUGAGCAAAGAUGAGAGCACUACCCUGCAGUGGCCCUCUGAGCUCCUCGAAUUUACAAAAGCUCAGCCUUCCUUGUCUUAUAGCUGUAAUCCCCUCUACUUUGACUUCAAGCUGUCCCGCAACAAAGGCGUGCGUGGUGGGAAAGCAGCAAAGUCCCCUAAGCCUUGUCAAGAGUCUGAUGGCAAGGGGCAAGAGAUGGCGGCAUCAACAGCUGAAGUAGAUGUAACUGCUAAACCCGGGACCAGCACUGACAAAGACAAGCCAAUAAGUAAGGGAGAUGUUGGCCAACCAGAAGAUGAUGAGCAAAAGCUUGCAACUGGCAGUGCCAAGAAGAAAAAGAAAAAGAAGAAGCAUAAGAAGUCUGCAAAGCACUCAAAACGCAAGGGAAAAGACAAGGGAGCAGAAGAAGAUGCAGAGGGCGAGACUGAGGUAACGCAAGAGAAACCCAAAAAGAAGAAAAAACACAAACGGAAGAAGAGCAAAAACAAGGCUCCAGACCAAGAUGAGGCAGCAGGUGAUGAAAAGGAAAAAGCAAAACCAAAGUCAGAAGAUAAAGCCGUUGCCUCCUCUGUUCAGCUGACAACUGGAGCGGCAGGAGCUACGGGAAAUACAGGAGUCGAACCGGGAAAGAGGAAACGUGCUACUAAGGAAGUACCUUGCAAGUCUGGAGCAGAGGAAGGAGGAGCCGGAAAAGGCACCGACAAGGUCAGCUCCUCAGAGGAGCACAGUGGCACCAAGCGACAAAAGACUGACUCCAGUGCACCUCAAAGUGCCUCCUGCUCCACCUCAGCCCAAAAGAGUCCUGGUCCUGGUAGACCGCCCAGCAGCGAGAGUGAAGAAGAAGGGGGCUCUAAUACUCAGCGCUCACGUCAUCACCGGUCAAGUCCUCGGGAACAACGCCGCCACCAUAGUGCAGAAUCAAGGCGGUCCUGCAGCCGUUCUUCAAAACGGGGGGAAAGACGGGGCAGCAGUCGUCGGCGCCAUCGUGGCCAAACCUCUCGUAGUCACUCAUACUCCAGCAGUUCUGAGCGCUCCUCAGCAGGCAGCAGCGCCUAUAGUCACCGUAGCCGCAGCUACUCGGACAGCUACAGCGACUACAGCAAAGAGGGUCACAGACGGAGGCGCUCCAAACGUUCGUCGGACUCCGAGUAUGAGCGUAGGGGAAGCCGAGGACGAAGACAAUCCAGGAGACAUCAGUACACCUCUUCCUCCUCAGAAGACUCCCGCUCGCGUUCACACAGCUACAGCCGCAGGAAGAGGCACCGGCGGCACCAUCGGAGCAGCUCGAGAAGCUCUAGUAGCUGGAGCCGCAGCACCAGUGCAAGAUCGUGGAGGCGCAGCUACAGCCGUAGCCACAGCUCUGCCAGCCGCUCCUCCAGUUCCACUAAAGUCUCUCCCCGGCGACGAGGCCCCAGGGCUCGAGCUGACAGUGACGCACAGCGCAGAGACUUCAACCGCUCUUGCGUCUACCGCUCCCAGUCUCCACGUUCAUCUUCAUCACGAGGCCUUAACCGCAACACCCAUUCAUCCAGCUCCCAGUCUCUGAGGCCAGGGGGGUCCCGAGAUGCAGGGGAACAGAAAAACACCCUUACAGCACGCCAGCUGCUGGAGAAGGUUCAGUCUAAAAAACGCUCUGAUGAUUCUGCCACAGGAACAAAAUCUGGGAAUAAGAUUAAGGACCCACCACAGGGAUACUUUGGUCCCAAACUACCCCCGACCCUUGGAAACAAAACCAUGCUGCCGCUUUUUGGUAAGCUGCAAGCAGGGAAGAAACCGAUGAUUCCCCUAACCAGACCCAAUGAGGGUGAGAAAUCGGGGGCAGGGAAGUGCUCUGAGGCAGAGGUUAUCCUGGUAGAGCCUAUACGGGAGUUCCCCCCUCCACCACCACCUCCAGCUCCACCUGUCCAGAAGGUUGAGGAGGCCCCACAGGUCACGGUGGUGCAAGAGGAGACGCAGCAUCCCACUACAGAAUCCCAGGUGCACCAAGAACCCCGGCCGUUGUUUGAACAGGAGCCUUCCAUGAUGAUGCCCCAGUACCAAGGUGAAUCAGGACAGGACCCUUCUCAGAAUCCCAUGAUGGAGUCCCUCAUGCCAGACAUGCAGCAGCCUCCAAUGCAUGCCUACCCUGCUUACCCACCACCCAACCUGGAGGAAGAUUGCAUGGAGGCAGAGGAGGAUGGACUGGCUCCUUUAGAGAGUCAGCCCAUUACGUUCACACCAGAGGAGAUGGAGAAGUACAGCAAGCUGCAACAGGCUGCACAGCAGCACAUCCAGCAGCAGCUUUUGGCCAAGCAGGUCAAGACAUUUCCGUCUGCUGCCGCAGCUGCAGCUGCGGCUGCGGCAGCUGCCAACAUGGCCCCGGCUCCCCCUCCCCCAACCCUGCAACAGAUCCACAUCCAGCAGCCCACUGUGUCGAUGGCUUCCAUGGCCUCCGGCACAUCAAUCACCACAGUGCAACACGCCAUCCUGCAGCACCAUGCUGCCACUGCUGCAGCCAUGGGCAUUCACCCAGCACAUGCCCACCACCCACACCAUGCACAUGCCCAGUUGGCCCAGGUACACCACAUUCCCCAGCACCACUUUACCCCCAUCUCCCUGUCUCAUUUGGGCCACUCCCUUGGCCAUUCUCUGGGACACUCACUAGGACAUGCUGGGCUGAUUCCUGCCCACCAUACAGCCUUCCUCUCUGGUCAGCCCAUACAUAUUAUCCCAGCUUCUGCACUUCACCACACCCCCUUAGCUCUCCACCAUGUACCACACGCCCUCUACCCCACACUUUUCACACCCCGACCCUCACAGGCUGCUGCAGCAGCAGCUCUCCAACUCCACCCACUGCUACACCCAAUCUUCUCAGGGCAGGACCUCCAGCACCCACCUAACCAUGGCUCUUGAAGGAGUAUAGUCACAGCACCCAACCACUGAAAAAAGACUUAACCGGCUUGGUUCAGGGUUUUAAGAUGGAGUCUUUGCAGCAACAUGCAGGCAUCGAGACAGGAAGCUGUCAAUAAACUACUUCCUCCUUUUACUGGCCAACGCAGUGCAGAAGGUGUAGCCACAAAGUGGUGCUGCCUGUUCUGGGUAUAAAAUUAACAUUAAUAUUUUCUUCUGGCUCAUGCAAGUUCUUUUUUUCAUGUUUUGCCCUGAAUUUUAUAAAACAGGAUGUAGAUUUAAAGCGACAUUCUCAAGACAUUGGUUUAUAUUCCAGUUUGAGGUAUAUUAACACCACACAUCUUGUUUUUGAAUCAUAAGUCAGAGAAACCACUGGAGUUUUUUUUUUCUUCUCAGUUUAUGCUCAUGUUGGCAGCCAAAGAGAGGCGUAAUGACUGAAGCUAUAAACUGAAUCAUGUUAGAGGAGGAGUAUGUGGUAGGCUAACGGCUUCGACUCUGUAAUGUAACCUUCAGAGACAGACUACUUCAUAUUUACUGAUAUUGUUUAUGUUCAUAUGACUACUUGCUCCCUAUUGGAUCCUUGCUCUCAAAUAAUUUGUAAUGCAGUAACUUGUACAUAUAUCAGUGUGUAAUGUGAAGAAUCUCAUCAAUGAUGACGAUAUGAAAUUACAGCUAUGGUGUCCAAAUCGGUAUGACAUCGUCACAUAAGCGAGGGGAAAUGUGAUGGAGUUUGUAACAUCCCUGAUGCUCUGAGGCAAAGCUCAUGGUCCCUGUGGUGAGGGUGCACCUGAAUAAAUUGCACUGAAAAUCUGUACAUCAAGAUGGUGCGUUUGCAUCAUGUAACAAUAAGAUUGUAGUAUACUGCAAUAAAUGUAUUUUUCUGUUUUUAAGUUAUUUUCCAAAAAUGCUCUUCAAAAGAAGGGCUGUGUUUUGCUUUUGUGUAAUUUUGUAAAUAAACCUGCUGUAGAUUAACCUAUUAACAUUCUA
Molecule: messenger RNA, 16972 nt
Organism: Perca fluviatilis (European perch)
Lineage: Eukaryota; Metazoa; Chordata; Actinopteri; Perciformes; Percidae
Gene: gpatch8
Product: G patch domain containing 8
Exons: 7
Coding region: 11768-15988 (1406 amino acids)
Cellular component (GO): nucleus
Molecular function (GO): nucleic acid binding
Source: RefSeq, a predicted model, not a curated record